AUGGGCUACGGAGAUCAACCUGGAUACUACAAUCAACAACCGAUGGGUCCUCCCGGUUAUCCUCCACAACAAGGAUAUCCGCAACCACAAACAAUCAUAGUGCAAGAACCGAAUCGAAAUAACUCAGGCGGCGGUGGUGGUUGUUGUGCUGGACUUCUUGCUGGUCUUUGCUGUGGUUGCUGUGCUUUAGAAUGUUGUGAUUGUAUGACCGAUUGCUGCUGUGAU
Messenger RNA from Mesorhabditis belari, 225 nucleotides. NCBI's taxonomy places the organism in Eukaryota, Metazoa, Nematoda, Chromadorea, Rhabditida, Rhabditidae. The record is from the annotation of a GenBank genome assembly.